AUGACCGGGGUAUUUGUGGUGUUUACAGCCGUCGUUGCGAUGGCAUGCACCAUCGAGGCGGCUAAAAUACUGGCAAUCUUCCCGGUACCGCUAAAGCAACACCAGUUGGUCUACCGGCCGUUGAUCGAGGAGCUGGCUAAACGUGGCCAUGACAUCGUGCUGGUCACGACAGACCCGAUGGAAACGACCGAGCAUGGCAACGGAACGCUCGAUCGGAUCGAGCAGAUCGAUCUCAGCUUCGCCUACGAUCUACCGGUUCUGGAACAGCUCAAUGUUGCCGGGCUGGAUGGACGUGACAUGCUGCGUAACAUCUUCAACGUAAUGCGCACGAUCUCGGACGAGGAACUGCAGCAUCCUGCCAUGCAGAAGUUGAUCAAAUCAGCUCGUCCUGCGGAUGGGUUGACUAAGGAAGGCGUGCCCGAUGCCCGGUGUAACCCAUUUGACGUCGUCAUGGUGGAAUGGUCCGGUGUAACGCUGAUGAACGCGUUCGCUGAACACUUCCGGGCUCCGCUUAUAGGCAUCGCGAAUAAGGGUGCGUUUAUCAACGCACAUGAAGCCCUUGGCAACCCGAACCACCCGAUCGGGUAUCCCAGCAUCUUCAUGCCGUUCAGCGAAGAUCUGAGCCUGCUGCAGCGAAUUUCGAGCGUGUUGUUCACCGUCUGGUACAGAUUCUAUUACUACACCGUAGAGAUCCCGGCCCAGAAUGUGAUCGCGCGCAACAACUUUGGCGAAUCGAUCUCCGACCUGCGACAGAUCGAGCAGAAUGCUGAUCUACUGCUAAUCAACGCCUUCCCACAGCUUGGUAAUGUGCGCCCUGUCGGACCAACAACAAUUCACCUCGGUGGCAUUCACCAACGACGAUCAGUGACCGAGCUGCCAGACGACCUGAGUCUGUUCCUGGCCCAAUCAGACGAACCUGUCGUAUACGUUAACCUGGGAGCCUCACCAGGUGGGAUCACAGAACGUGCCCGAAGGGACAAGAUUGUGAAGGCACUUGAACAGCUCGAUUUAGCUAGUGUUUGGGCCUUGGAAGAGGACACCGAGCCAGUUAACAGUACGAGCCGCUUGUACCAAUCUCACGCCGUGCCCCAAGAUGCUGUUUUAGCUCACCCAAAAGUGCGCGUGUUUCUUACGAACGGCGGCCAGAUGAACGUGGAGGACGCCAUCCAGCAUAAAGUGCCCGUGGUUGGUAUCAGUUACUCGACCUCGUACGAGCACUACCUGCGGCAGAUUGCCAAGUACGAGGCGGGCAUCAUUUCGCUCAUCGACUUUGAGACGCAAACCUUCGUGGACAAGCUGCGAGACGUUUUUACCGAGGACCGGUACCAGGAGAACGUAAACAAAUUGCACCGAUUGCUCAACGAUCAACCACAAACGUCGAUGGAACGAGCCGUUUGGUGGAUCGAGUACGUCGCGCGUAACGGCGGCACGAGUUCGCUACAUGUGCGCCAUCUAUCGUGGUUCGAGUACCUCAUGCUCGACGUGUUGUUGCUGGUGAGUGUCUCGGCUAGUCUAGCAGUGGCCGUCUUUGCGUAUCUCAUUUAUCGACUAGUUCGCUACUCGAAAAGUUUACCGAUGGAAAUGGUAACGCGCGGUAGUCGAAAGUGCAAAAUGAUUUAAGGAUAUGAUCUACGAUGCAUUACAUCCAUUAAUGGACACGUAUAAAUUGUAAGGAUAAGCUAGUUUACAAAUAAUAUUACGUAUGUUCUUGUAGAACCAGUCAGUUGUAAAACGAAAAAGUCAUAAGGUCUCAUGUUAGGAUUUUUUAAGUUCAAUAUACCACUCGUUAUCUUUGUGAACCAUUUGUUAUAGCAAACAGAAUAUAUUCUAAGAGGAGACAGAAAUCGUAUUUGAAGAAGGGUUUGCCUAAUAUAAACAUAUUCAAAGUCUGAAACGAUUUAUGACUCGCCCUUAUAUAAUACACGUUUUGACAAAUAACCUCAAGAUUAGAGGACGGUUGAGAUGAAUCUUUGCAUGCGACGCUACUGAUAGUCAUAGGUUAUAUUAGUGAAUAAGUGUAUUGUGAUAUUACUUGUGUAAAGAGUACCUGUGCAGGGCUUUUAGAGUUAAUAAAAACAAAAUGGUAA
Anopheles nili is the source of this 2087-nucleotide messenger RNA. Its product is annotated as UDP-glucosyltransferase 2-like. The coding region runs from base 1 to 1620 and encodes 539 amino acids. Lineage: Eukaryota; Metazoa; Arthropoda; Insecta; Diptera; Culicidae. The record is from RefSeq and is a predicted model, not a curated record. Gene Ontology annotation, molecular function: UDP-glycosyltransferase activity. The transcript has 4 exons.